AGGGUAAUGGUCAUAUGGAUUUCGAGAAAUUAAAGUUACGACCAUACGACGCAAUGGGAUUAUAUGAAACGAUUGGAUUAUAUGAAACGAUGGGAUCAUACGAUUUUGUCUUAACUAUGACCGCGUUAUUACAUUUUUCAGGUUCAGCAAUUACACGACAGUCUAAAAUUUCCGAAAAUGGCAGUGUUAUGGUUACGCAGAAUUAUGCAGAUGAUGCAGAUAAUGAAGAUAAAAAUAAAGAUAAUUGA
Molecule: messenger RNA, 248 nt
Organism: Cetraspora pellucida
Lineage: Eukaryota; Fungi; Glomeromycota; Glomeromycetes; Diversisporales; Gigasporaceae
Source: the annotation of a GenBank genome assembly